This is a messenger RNA of Penicillium antarcticum, 996 nucleotides long. RefSeq names its product non-structural maintenance of chromosomes element 1 family protein. Gene Ontology annotation, cellular component: Smc5-Smc6 complex; nucleus. The transcript has 3 exons. The record is from RefSeq and is a predicted model, not a curated record. Gene Ontology annotation, biological process: DNA damage tolerance; double-strand break repair via homologous recombination. Lineage: Eukaryota; Fungi; Ascomycota; Eurotiomycetes; Eurotiales; Aspergillaceae. The coding region runs from base 1 to 996 and encodes 331 amino acids. Gene Ontology annotation, molecular function: ubiquitin-protein transferase activity.
AUGGCUGCAGCAUACGACCACAGCAACCGUGCCUUUCUUCAAGCGUUCAUGGCACGCUCGUCCAUGACCUUUGCAGAAGCCCAACCAGUCUUGGCCGCGAUAUUGACAGUCUCUGAAGGCCAAACAGUCGACCCCGAAGAUGUCACCGAAGAGCAAUUCUCCUCUUACAUUUCAGCAGCCAAUACCGCAAUUUCACCAUUCGACCUCGAAAUCAGAAGCUCAUUGCCACAAAUUCCUCAAUCCACAAACCCAGAUGACGCCCCUUCAUUACCAGAUCGAGUAUACGCCCUCGUCAACACAACAAGUGAUCCUCUGACCCAGCUCGCAACAACCUACUCCGCAGACGAAAUCGCGUUCUUGAAACGUCUCCUUGACUACAUGUUCAUCACGAAUAACACAACACGAUGCGAAGGAAUGGCCGUUACCCAGAUGCAAGCAGUUCAAUUACAUCGAGUUGGCGACGCCAAUCGACAACAGUCCCAAGCUGCCGAUACACAACAAACACUGGCUGGAGCAACGCAGUCGCUGCGCAUGACGCAGGCAGAGACUAUGGUUAAAAAUUUGAUUGAGGAGGGUUGGCUACAGAAGAGCUUGAAGGGAUAUCUUAGCCUGACACCACGGGCUUUGAUGGAGUUGCGGGGAUGGUUGGUGUCGGAGUAUAACGAUGAGACUCGUAGUGAUCACCGAGCACAUCGGAUUAAGUUCUGUGCCGCUUGUAAGGAUAUAAUUACUGUGGGCCAACGCUGUGGUGACCUUGAGUGUGGGGGACGACUUCAUGACCAUUGCAUGCGUAAUUUCUUCCGUGUGCAGCAAGGGGAAAAUUGCCCCGUUUGUAAAGAGGAGUGGCCGGGUGAUCAUUAUGUUGGCGAGAGAGCCUUUGCUGCCAGAGCACAGCCGAGAAGUAUCGCCCACCCGGACUCUCAGGUUCCUUCGUCUGGUAUGCCGAAUGGUGAUGAUGAAGGAUCGGAUGAGGAAAAUACCGAUGAGGAGGGAUGA